Molecule: messenger RNA, 645 nt
Organism: Pelobates fuscus (common spadefoot toad)
Lineage: Eukaryota; Metazoa; Chordata; Amphibia; Anura; Pelobatidae
Exons: 6
Coding region: 1-645 (214 amino acids)
Source: RefSeq, a predicted model, not a curated record
AUGGCGUCCGUGCAGGCUGGCUUUGACACUCCUCAGUGGAGCAAGGUCUCUGGCCUUUGUCAUAUGUGGGAUCAUGUUCAAGCUACACGAGCUGAAAAAAAAGACCAGACUCCACUGACCAAGCAAAGUGAAAACAUCAUCUGUACGUUUUGCAAUGGAAAAGAUCCUUGUGAUAAUGCUGAAGAUAUCGAUCAUGUAGACAAUGAGAAGGACCUCUUGCUUCCUGAGGAAGCCUGUAACCAUUUCAUAGAAGAAGACUUGCUAGAUUUAUCUGAUGAAAACGAUGAAAAGGAGAGUUCCGUUUCUGAUGCAGCUUCUGAAGCUUGGGUGGCGGGAAGAUAUCCAAACUGGAAGGAUGAAGAUGAAGAAGACUAUGAUGACUAUUCGUGCACUGUAGUAAAUACCUCAGAUCGUAAUUAUGUGGAAGAAGAUUGGGAUGCAGAGGUACUUGAAUCUGUGGAGGACCCAUAUGACAUUGAAGAGCUGGUAGAUGUUCACAGUGAGCAGCAGCGUGGAGUUGUCACAGAGUUCCAGUGGGCCGAAAACACAGCAUUUAAUCCCAGUUUACGUCAUAAACCCAGUACACCCUUAUGCUUUAUGUGUAAUACAGUAGAGAAAGGACAGUUUGAGGAUGCAGACCAGUAA